This is a messenger RNA of Phytophthora nicotianae INRA-310, 1285 nucleotides long. RefSeq lists its product as hypothetical. Lineage: Eukaryota; Oomycota; Peronosporomycetes; Peronosporales; Peronosporaceae. Gene Ontology annotation, cellular component: endoplasmic reticulum membrane. Gene Ontology annotation, molecular function: Hsp70 protein binding. Bases 169 to 1128 code for a protein of 319 amino acids. The record is from RefSeq and is a predicted model, not a curated record. Gene Ontology annotation, biological process: cellular response to misfolded protein. The transcript is spliced from 2 exons.
AGCACGUCGAGGAUUGGCUGAGUAUCACAAUAUUUACAUGAGUAACGAAAGAGAUUGUGAAGCCAGUUGAGCAAGUGCAAGCAAGGCCUCCAGAGUCGAGUAGUCAUCGGUCGAAUCGCUCGGCAUCACCAGAGGCAGGGGGAGAGCAACCGCAGAAAAAUAAGCACAAUGGCGAUGGGAAAGUCGAAGUCCAAGAGCAGCGGCAAGCUGUCGGAUAAGGACAUGGAGCAGCACCGUGAGUACAUGAAGAAGUACAAAAUGCAGUCGAGCGACCUGGACAAGCACGAGGUGCACUACAAGGACCACUACGAGCUGCUGGGGAUCUCUCGCGACGCGUCACACACGGAGAUCCGGAAGGCUUACAGAAAGUUGGCACUCAAGUGCCACCCAGACAGGAAACCGUCGCCCGAGGCACUGGCGCGGUGGGAGGGUGUGCCGGCGGCGUACGCGGUGCUAUCGAACCCAAACGACCGCGCCGAAUAUGACGCCACCUUACCAACGCGCGAUGCGCUAGUAGAGUUCUACCGUGCCUACAACCCGGCCAAAUUGGACAACGCCACCAUCGACACCAUCAUCGACGGCUGGUACGGCCGCGAAGUUGAGCUCUUUGAGAUGCUCAACGCCAAGUAUGAGGUGGCGCCGCAUCAGGGCACCACGAAGGCCGCUCAGCGCGCUGCUGCGAUGUCGGUAUCACGGGAGAAGGCGCACAAGAUCGCGAUGGACAACCAGACGUACAAGUCGAAAGACGCCGCGAAUGCUGAGAUCACAUGGACGGGGGCUAUUGGAUCGGCCUUCUGCUGUAAGAGCGUGCUCUCACGCUGGUUCAGCACCACUUACUACGAGGUGGACACGACCAGUCCAGGAUUCCUGGGGUCGCACGGCGCCUCGGAUACACCCGGCCAGGCCAUGCCCAUGAAUCUACAGUCCCCGGCUACACCCUCGCAGCUAUCGCAACCUGUGAGUCCGGAGUUCGAGCCGCCUGUUGAUGCAGACAACUCGUCCACAGCUACGACUGCUGACGGAUCGCCACCCAGCGGAGACGAAAGCUGCGCAAGGUCAAGGAACGACUACAGAGCUUCGCCGCCAGGCCCACGAGCCUCGCAAACGAACGUCGCAGCGGCUAGCUAAGUGUUUAAAGCCCGUGAGGUUUGGAUGUGGUGCAGAUUGUUGCCAUUUUACAUGCUUCACAUCCGUACUGGUGUCAGGAGUAGAUGCCGAAUAAAUUAUCAAUGUCUUCCAAGUAGUAGUAUAAUGCCUACGCUGCAGCGUGCUUCUUGCUAACUGA